AUGGCUGAUCAGCAAGCACCCAAUCCUCAAGGAGAACAACCUCAAAUCUCACCAGAUUACUCUCAAUUUAUGGAACAAAACCAGGUCAUGCUCACCAACAUGAUGAAAGCUUUCAUUCAGGCACAAAAUCAUGCACCUACUGUCAAGUUGCCAACACCACCUACUUACAGUGGAAAUCGCAAUGCAAGCGAGAUUGAUGCCUGGAUUCGUUUGAUUGAUAAACAAAAGCUGCACAAUGAAUGGACUGACGAACGCACCUACAAUUUUGCUUCUUCCUUGUUAUCUGGGCGUGCUGCCACCAUUGUGGCUCAUCAUGAAGACCCCAACAGUCAUUUCACGACACCUACCACUUGGACCGCACUCAAGGAAAUCUUGAUCAACAACUUCCGUCCCUCCAAUGACCAAGAUUUGGCUCGUGAUGUUCUGGUUACCAUUCGCCAAACAAGUUCAAUUCGUGAUUAUGUGGAUCGCUUCAUGGAUGCUGUCAUUCCCAUCAAGGAUAUCGGUGAACGUGAACAGUGUGAUCGUUUUAUGAGAGGUUUGAAGGACAAGGAUUUGAUUGCUUCGAUGCGUGCCAUGCCUAUCGAAUCACGUACUUUGGAGAGACUGUUCUCUGAUGCUUUGGCGUAUGAAUUUGCGCAUCAUCCGGAGAUCAGUGCUGGUGUUCAGACAAACACCAGAUACAACAUCAACAGCGACGUACAGCCUAUGGAUUUAGAUGCCAUCAUGCAUCGCAACAACAACAACAACCACAAUAGCAGCAACAACAGAUAUAACAACAGAAACAACAACAGAAACAACCGUGGCCGUGGUAGACAACAUGACCCCAGUCUCACUUGUUUCCACUGCAAGAAAACUGGACACACCACCAAGAACUGCUACAUUCGUGCCAUUGAAAUCAUGCAUGCUUUCGACAAAUUGGAUCUGGACACUAGACGCAAGCUAUUCAAGAAUGUUGGUGUUUUGAACUGUAUUCUGGAUGUUGAAUACAUGGAAGAGGAAAACCAUGGUUGUGAUUGCAGCCAAUGUCAAAGUAGUAAUAAAGCUAGUGGCUCCUCUUACUUGCUGUCUUUAUGUGAUAAAAUUGCAGAUGAGAAAAGAAAUGCACAGAUGGAUGAUUUGAAUCAAGUCAUUGCCAUGAUGGAUGCCUCUGCUGUUUCUUCUCCUGUUUUGGUUUCUGUGCCUGUUAUUCCCCCUGAUAAUGUCUCUGUACCUGUGCCAGACAACAAUAAAGUGGUAAAUGUCGUUUCGCCACCCUCGUUGGAUCAGGGCUUAGUAUCGAAUACCGUGGAAGAGAAGGUAGACUCAAACCCCGUGGUUGUCAACUCAAAUGCCCGUCGUCCUGUGGAAUUGACCCCUAUAAUUCAUGACUUGGAUAUGUCAACUACCGUUGAUCUCACCACUGAUUCGGUGUACCUGACAAACCUACUGAAUGCAGCAAAUACCUCAACUCUACCUUUGUAUGGAGCAACUAUCAGACUCAACCGAUCUCCGGGUGUAGUCAAUGUCAAGUGCCUAAUUGACAAUGGUGCGAGUGAAAACUAUAUCUCAAGCAGAAUUGCAAGGAUGAUUGAGGGCCAUCGUAGCGUGAUCCACGGUAGAGAGGUUGAAACUGCAGGUGGGAAUGUAUCUCCUAUCAAUGAAAAGAUUGUCUACGAUUUGAAUUUGCAAGGUCAUACAAGUCCAAUGUCAGCAUUCGUCUUUGAUACAAAGUUUGAUGUCAUUCUUGGUAGAUCCUGGCUCAAGGAACACAAACCUGUUGCAGAUUGGUUUGAUGAUACAUGGACCUUGUCUUGUUGUGGUUCUGGUAAAACCACUAUCUCACCUACGUCGUCUUCCUGUGUGGCAAGCACACCAACUCAACAACCGCCUGAACUAAACUAUCUGGUAUCUCAUCUUCAAGCAGAAAAAAUGUUGAAGGAGGAAGGCACAAAUGCAUGUUUCUUGUACAUGAUGGAUAAAGGAGAGAAGGAUGGCGCAAGCACUGGAAUUAUUCAAGAGAACGUGGUAUGGACAGAUCAACUGAUGAAGGAUUUUCCAACGGUUUUUCAAGACAAAUUACCUGGCCUACCACCCAACAGACAAAAUUUCUCGCAUGUGAUCAACGUCCCUGAAGGUGUCAAUCCCAUCAAUAGACCUCCUUUUCGUAUGAGUCCAGCUGAACUUGAUGAAUUACAGCGUCAACUGACCGAAUUGCAAUCUCUGGGCCUCAUUCGACCAUCGUCGUCACCAUGGGGUGCUCCUGUAUUGUUCGUCAAGAAGAAAAAUGGUGAAAUGAGAAUGUGUAUUGACUACCGUGCGCUGAACAAGGUUACUAUCCGUAAUUCUACUCCUCUACCUCGUAUAGACGAAUGUCUGGAUCGUUUGCAAGGUGCUUCUUGGUUCACUUGCCUGGAUCUUCGUUCAGGCUACCACCAAAUUAGGCUAAAAGACUCUGAUAUCCCACUUACUGGAUUUAAUACCCGAUAUGGUAAAUGGGAAUGGCUUGUGCUGCCUUUCGGGCUUUCAAAUGCCCCACCCAGUUACCAAACUUGGAUGAACGGAGUUUUAAAGGAUUGCAUUGACAAGUUCGCCCUGGUUUACUUGGACGACUGCUGUAUCUUUAGCAAAACGAAAGAAGACCAUAUCAAGCAUGUUCGUCAAGUAUUAUCCAUCUUUGAAAAGGAAGGGCUCAUUGUCAACCUGAAAAAGUGUGAGUUUGGUAAGCGUGAACUGGAAUUCUUGGGUUACAAGGUCUCGGCAAACGGCAUCUUGCCAUCUUCGUCAAAAGUGAAAGCUAUUCAAGACUGGCCACGACCUACCAAUGUUCAAGAGGUGCGUCAAUUUGUUGGAUUAGCACAGCAUUAUCGCCGUUUCUGCCCGAAUUUCUCUUCUGUGGCUGCCCCUCUUACUGAAUUAACCCAUGGUAAUGGUGCUAAGAAGCGCGCUAUUGUCUGGAAUGAUCAAUGUGAAGUUAGUUUCAAAGCCAUCAAGCAAAUGCUAACAUCAUCUCCUUUAUUGAAACUACCUGACAUGCGCAAGCCAUACCGUAUUGAAACUGACUCGAGUGAUUUUGGAGUAGGCGCAGUGCUCUUACAAGAGGAUUCUGAUUCUUCUGCUUGGUUGCCAAUUGCGUAUGAAUCAAAGAAAUUGUCUCCGGCUGAACAGAAAUUGCCUGCCCAAGAACGUGAACUGAUUGCUAUUAUUCAUGCUUUGAGAACUUGGCGUUGUUUUGUUGAUGGCUGUCAAGGUGGUUAUACUGUGUAUAGUGAUCACAAGCCUCUGAUCUACUUCAAAUCUCAACUGAACCCCACACCCCGUCUUGUUCGCUGGAUUGCAGACUAUGAAGCAUUCUCACCGAACAUUGAAUACAAAGCCGGAAAGGACAACCAGGUGGCCGAUGCUCUCUCAAGAAAGCCAGAUUUGCUUGUGGACAAUGGUGAGGAUAUUCCUUCUUUGGCACCUGAAUACUUGUAUGCUGCUUGGGGUCAGCUAUCUGACACCAUCAAAUCGGACUGGCCAAUAUUGUACGUCAACAAGAACUAUGAGAAGAUGAAAUCAGAUGUGUUGAGGAAGCGCAUGGAAAAGGAAGAGGAUCAGUUUGUAGUACGUCAAAGGACAGUAUAUAGAUUAAUAAAGACCGAGGAGGGAUCAGUGAAGCAAGUCAAAUUCAUCCCAUUUUCGGAUCGUGCUGAUUUAGUGUUCAAGUAUCAUGAAGCUUUUGGGCAUGCUGGUAUCAAGACUAUGCUGAAAAUGCUCACGGAAAGGUACUGGUGGCCAGGUUUGCGAAAGGAUAUUCUAGACUGGUUGAAAACUUGUACUGCUUGUCAGCUGAAUAGUCGUCGUGAUCAUGUUCAUCAAGAUGUCAUGCACCCUCUACAAAUACCUCAAGCUUUUGAUCGUUGGCAUUUGGAUUUUGUGGGUGAAUUGCCUACAACUGGAAAUGGAAACAAAUGGUUGUUGACGGCUGUGGAUUACCUCACAAACUGGCCUAUCGCAAGAUCAGUACCUGUAGCAUCUACGGAAGCGGUAGCGGAUUUCAUCUAUGAGGAGAUUGUCAUGCGAUUUGGCUGUCCCUCUGAAAUUGUGACGGAUCGAGGUGCCAACUUUACUAGUGGCCUUGUAGCAGCUUAUACCAAGCGUGUUGGAACAAACCACAAGCUGACCUCGGCAUUCCACCCUCGCACCAACUCCAAAGUUGAACGAUACAAUGGCGUGAUCAAGCAAAUGCUUCGUAAGUACGUCAAUGGUGCUAUUCAUCGCUGGGAUGAUUUUGUACAUGCGGCUUUGUGGGCAAGUCGAAUUCGAGUGCACUCAACAACUGGUUUUUCACCCUAUUAUCUGGUGUACGGACGCGAACCUAGACUGCCUGGUGAUAUUUUGAGGCCAUAUAUUACCAAAGAAAUGCUGUUGAAUAAACGCACUGUAGCUGACCUGACCUCGCGUGAACUAGAAUUACUUGGUCAACAUCGUGCUGCUGCAGAAUUCCGUUUGAAAGCCAUGGGGGAAGCUGACAAGAAACGUUGGGAUGCCAAGAUCAAGCCUACAAAUUUCGAAAUUGGUGACAUGGUUAUGCUAACUCAUGAAGGCAAAUUUGGUUUGGAACCUCGCUAUAAAGGACCCUACAUAGUGACAAAGGUGUUCCCUGACUUUGGUACUUAUCAACUAGAGACUGUUACUGGUGAACCAUUGCAAUCAUUGGUGCAUGUGGACAGAUUGAAAGCAGCAAAAGGUGACAAACCAACAGAGCCAUGGUAUGAUCCUACUUCUAGUCGUCGUGCGGUUCGUGAAGCUGAUCGUCUUCGUAUUGAUUCAAACACCAAUUCCAUUGAUCCCAAUGGCACUACUACCACUACUGCCUCAUCAUCAACACCGGGUUUUCCCUCAAAUCUAGGUCUGAAUCAGCCUCAAGAUGAUUUUAUCGAUAUGCCUGUCCCAAUUCACAGCACACCAACACACAGUUCAACUACACCACCUACUACCGCCAUUACCACCACUACAACGGAAUCACCAAACAACACUCAGUAUCAUCAUAUAGUCGCACAGCAACAGAUAUCAGACGAGGAUAGUUCUCUACAUGGCAGCAGUGUGAUGGAUGAAAUCGAGGACAACGAGCAUGGAUUGGAUCAGAUUACGGAUGGAUACGAUUUUUCGUCGUUGGCUGAUAGCGAUAUUGAAAUUCCAGAUCAACCAUCAGCACCAUCUCCACCACCAGUCAUGGUUCCAUCAUCGUCAUUCUCUACAACAUCGUCUUAUAUGUCAUCACAAUCUACAGUGUCAAAUACAAGUGAUGACGCCGCAAUCAACGAAACAGUUAGUGUGGAUACAGAUCUCGAACUGGAUGAACGUGUGUCAGAGCCAGAAAAUACAGAUAUGGUGCCAGAUCUUCGAAAUGAACCUCAUGUUGUUCCUCCUGCUAGCCCGCCUUCUGUUAGUCAAGCUACGCCAGAACCUGAUUCCACUACUAUUGUGAAUUUUUUCCCUCCUACUGAUACAAACCAAACCCCCAUUGUACUUACUUCUCGUCCUGGGCCACCAAAAAGUACUUUUGUCUUCAAAACUCCUGCCAUUCCAAAGAUUCACACGCAAAAUGAGACCACCCAACCUGCAAAAAACGUCGAUCUCUCUUCUCACAUGCCAAACACUGCCACUGGUUCAUCAAGUUCAAGUGAUGUUCAGGGUCGAACAUUUGUCUCGAAGGGGGGUGAUGUCAGGGUUGAAGGGUAUUCUGACAGUGAUUUAGAUCUGCAGGAUAUCAUUGACAGACUAAACACAAACAAGAAUAAGAAGCGCAGGUUUAAACCUAGAGCGCCAGCUACCAGGAACAUUAAACAGCGAUUAACCUGGAUAGCGCACAACAUUACACAAACUAUAUUGGAUAAAAUCAAUGUUCAAAUCUAA
Messenger RNA from Mucor velutinosus, 5880 nucleotides. RefSeq lists its product as uncharacterized. Gene Ontology annotation, biological process: DNA integration. Gene Ontology annotation, molecular function: zinc ion binding; nucleic acid binding. NCBI's taxonomy places the organism in Eukaryota, Fungi, Mucoromycota, Mucoromycetes, Mucorales, Mucoraceae. The record is from RefSeq and is a predicted model, not a curated record. The transcript has a single exon. The coding region runs from base 1 to 5880 and encodes 1959 amino acids.